This is a messenger RNA of Achroia grisella, 2466 nucleotides long. RefSeq lists its product as uncharacterized. The record is from RefSeq and is a predicted model, not a curated record. Gene Ontology annotation, biological process: negative regulation of TOR signaling; neurotrophin TRK receptor signaling pathway; negative regulation of protein kinase activity. Lineage: Eukaryota; Metazoa; Arthropoda; Insecta; Lepidoptera; Pyralidae. The coding region runs from base 223 to 1362 and encodes 379 amino acids. Gene Ontology annotation, cellular component: cytoplasm. The transcript is spliced from 7 exons.
UUUUACUUUAUUGUCUAUCUUUUUUAUAUAUCGUGUAUUAGAAAGAGUAAAAAUAUACCAACACAAACUUAUUUCUAGACGAUUUGUAUUUUAUUGUACCAUUGAAGAUAUAAAUACGCUUUUACUGAAACUAUUGUAUGUAUUGGUAUUGGACAAUUUUAACAUUUUUCAUCUCGUUAUUUUUCUUGUGUUUUAUCAACAAAACAGUUCAUUAUUGUGGUAAUGGCUCUUUACGUUUGUAAGUGUUUGAAUGUAACUCUGGAAAGUGAUAAAUUUCAAGAUAAUGUCGAUAUUGAGAAGCUGGAAUUAUCAACUUCCGAACAAAGGGAUAUUUUUUUCAGUGAGAAAAUUCUGUCAUGUCCUAUUAGUUCUUUAAAGAUAAAAAGCACACAGCAAGCAUUGUUAGGUCUUCGCACUGUGGGUCGCUGGGAUAUUCAUACAUGCCUGGCUUGCAAUCAAAGUACUUAUGCUGUAUUAAAGGACAAAUCUAAUGGGCCUUGUGUUGCUCUCAUUGCCAAGUCUACUCUUACUACUAUAGAACGUGUAAAUGCUCUGAGGAAAUCAAAUAACUUCUCACCAGUCUUCAAUUUGUUGGUCCCUGAAGUAACCAAUGAUAUUGAAAUGAAAGAGAACAUAGAUACAAAUAAUCGCAUGUUUAGUGAUAACAAAGUGUUGCCAACACAGAACAUGAUAGGUAGCCUUAACAAGCAGCUCAACCAGACCCUGGAGUCUCAACUAGAAGCUAUCGAGGAUUCAGUACGACAAUUUAGAGAUCAGAAAUAUGCAGAAUAUGAAGCAUACAAAGAUAGAGCUCAAAGAGAUCACAAGAUUUUAGCUAGCAUUGUAUGCAAGGCGCGCGCAUCUACUGUGGACAGUGAUGGCUGGAGAGUGGACACAAGUCUCGACAAUGGUCCGCCAUCACCACAGCUACCUCCACUCCAGAGAAGAAGACUGUCCUCCUUCAAAGAUGCCAAAAAAGUUUCACAAAAUAUUGUUAAGGCUAGAAACGUCCCUCAAGAGGAAGAUUCUUUGGACGCUGAAGAUCUUUUCGAUUUAGAAGGCAUGGACUCACGCAACAACAUGAUAUCGGACCAUGACGAUUAUGAUUCAGACCUUUCUAUAGAAGGCAGCAACGACGAGGGUAUCCAUAUCGCACGUCGCCGCCCCUACGCCGCUGGAGGAGACAUUGCCCACUCGCUGCCAAUCGAUAUGCCAAAAUUCCCCGACGACCGUACCACACGCAGAGAAAUCGAUGACGAUGAGGAGCCGCAGGACAUAGCUGCUAGCAUCAAAGCAUUGGCCCGGUCUGUACACGGCGACGUGUUCGAACUACCGCGCCCACGUUUCUCUACUCAGAUCUAGCUACAGUCGGCACUUCUUGCUCAGACCUCUCGCCUUACCUAUGUUAAACUUCGUUAACUCUGUAACGAUAAGUCCUGAUCUUCAAAAAUAGUGUUGAAAUUAGAAUAUCUCAUCGAGUUGUGUAAAUUUGAGUGUGCUUGCGUAUCGAAGUGAGCUCGGGCCCACACUGGUGCUUUAGUUUGUGAUUACAAUGAGCCAACUCCAUGUUGCCGAAUAACGUCUGAUACAGUUAAUGAUCGUGUCAGUCUACUUCUUGUUUUAAAACAGACAAUGACAUUUGUAUGUGGUCGUAUGAAACUGAUACCAUGAUAAUAUGUAUGAAUGAAUCGAAAAAGUUAAAUGAUGUAGUUAAGUUUGACUUGAUAAGAAGCCAUAUUUUUUGUAUUGUCAUGUCGCAUGAUUUAGUAGUUAAGAUAUAAACAUAAAGCAGCUGAAUAAUAUAUAUGUAUGAUAUAGUUUAAUUAAUUGAACAUUAUGAAAAGAAAUCGGUUUCUCGUAGCUAACAAAUUUCAUAGAAAUGCAGUGUUAAUUAAAUGAAUGAAAUAUCAGAAUGAUGUAAUCAAUUAUAUAAAGUUUACAAUCUACUAAUUUCUAUAAAAAUCAAAAUAAUUUACUAUUUCAAAUUAAUAAGUUAUACUUAUGCCUGCUGAUUCAGUUUGUUUCACUGAUACUACCAAUUUAAUAGAAAAAUAAGACUAUAACAAAGAGGCUAUGAAAUGUUACAAUAAGAGAGUACCUAAUUUAUGUAGAUAACCGAAAUUGUUAUAAUGUAUCUAAAUACAAUAAGUCAGGUGAGUAUAAUCAAUUAUAUAAAUAACGCUGAGAAUUGGAAGUCGGAUCCACACUACAAUUUGUUGGCAAUCCAUAAUAAAUGUCUGUAAUGGCCAAAUGGCAAAAUCCAUCAUACCAUAAAGUACCUAUUCGACCGUUUCGUAAAACUGUGGAAUUCUAUAACAUUUUUAUUGAUUUUUAACGUCCAAGUUGUAAAUUUAUUUAUCGAUAUUUAGCCAUAUCAUUACUUUAGACAGUCCUAAGAUGUAUACAAAAAAAUGUUUCUAAAUUUAUGAAUUCAUCAGGAACUUAUUUAUUGACAUUUUACUAUAA